Peniophora sp. CBMAI 1063 is the source of this 2007-nucleotide messenger RNA. NCBI's taxonomy places the organism in Eukaryota, Fungi, Basidiomycota, Agaricomycetes, Russulales, Peniophoraceae. The record is from the annotation of a GenBank genome assembly.
AUGUCGCCGUCAGGGUCAAGGCCGCCGCCGUCGCGCCCAUCAAUGUCCCGGAGCGCGUCGCGGGUGCCGCGGAUGCCGGAGCACGACAUGCUCACGAGCGAGGGCGCCGAGCUGCUGCACGAGUUUGUGCACCCACAUCCGGGAGCGACACACGACCUCGAAGAGACGCUGGUCGACGUUGCGGGCGAAGACGUGGAGGAUGAGGACGAAGUGGAACGCAAUGCGAUCGAGGCCGAGCAUGCCGCCCGGACGACACUCCCAUGGUGGAGGCGGCCUGCCGCCUGGUGGUUCUUGUCGAUUAUACCAUUCAGCAUGGUUGCCUUCACCAUGACAAUGGCCCCGAAGCUCGAGAUCUUCACAGAGCUCGUCUGCAGAGCUCAGCAUGGCAUCCCGAGAGAUUCCGAGAGCGAGAUUGAUACGCUCUCGCCUGGCACGGACUGUGCCAAGGACCCGCGUGUACAGGCUACCGUCGCAGUACUCAUGACCACGAUGACGACUAUUUCCGGCGUGCUCGGCUGCCUCACGACUGCCUGGUGGGGCUCCUUAUCCGACCGCAGAGGCCGCCUCUUUGUCAAGCGUGCCAACAGCAUCUCGCUCAUCUACCAAGACAUCAUCUUCAUCGCCGUCUUCGCCUUUCCCUCCCGCGUCCCGGGCGGCUUCUGGGCCCUGCUGACAGGGCCCGUGCUCGAUGGAUUCCUGGGAGGGCGCAUGGCAUCGAGCGCCGCCAUCCAUGCUUACCUGGCAGACGUCUCCAACCCCGCAGCCCGCAGCCGCGUCUUCUCAGAGUUCAUGGGUCUUCUCUUCAUCGGCAUGGCCGUCGGACCCACCCUCGGCGCUCUGAUCUCGCGGUACAGCGCGCCCAUCUACGCAUUCUACGCCGCCGCGGGCCUCCACAUCUUCUAUGUCCUUAUGGUCUGGCUCGUCAUCCCUGAAUCUCUCACUCCAACCCAGAUGCGCGUGUUCGCCCGGCGUCAUGCCGCAGAUUCGGCCGCGGCCAAGGAGCGCAGAGGAUUCCUCGCGUGGCUCGGCCGUAUCUUUGGUUUUCUCACACCGCUCGCCGUUUUCCUGCCCGGCGAGAACGACCGUACGAUGGUCCGCACCAAGGGCCAAGGGAAGGGCAGCCGCAUGGACUACUCGCUCACGAUCCUCGCCGCGGCAUUCGCACUCGAGACUAUGCUUAUGGGCUCGUACGUCGUCACCCAGCAGUUUGCCUUGGGCAACUAUGGCUGGGGAGCGGAAAAGCUUGGCUACUGGAUCUCUGCCGUGGGCGUGGCUCGCGCAUUAUUCCUCGCCCUCAUAUUACCCGCCGUCCUCACCAUUCUCAACCGCCGUGCAAAGAAGCAACCCAUCGCAUUGCAGACUACCGACUCUGAGCCUCUGCUUGCUACACCGUCUCGUUCGGCUGAACGCGUGCGUAGCCCGAGCGCUGCGAAGGGGAAGAAGCAUGAGAAGCACGCGCCGGCUGUUGAGCUCCUCGUCGCGCGCCUGUCGCUUCUCGCAGCUAUUAUCUCCGGCGCCAUCCUUAUGUUGAACCCACCAGCCUGGGCCUUCGUCUUUGGCACAAUACUCUCCUCAUUCGCAGCGGGCUUCCAUCCCACCAUGCAAUCACUCGCCAUGGAGCUCUACCGCGCGCGCGUCGGACCUACGGCCGAAGCCGGCAAACUCUUCGGCGCACUCAGUGUGCUGCAGAGCGUGGGCAGUGCGAUCAUUGGUCCAGCUCUAUACGGAUUCAUCUAUAUCCGUACGGUCGGGACCUACCCUGCCGCAUUCUUCGCCGCCACAUUCGCGUUCGUCGUGGGCAGUCUCCUUAUUCUGGCAUUUGUGAGGCUCCCAGAAGGACUUGGAGAUGAGCCCAGGGAACCUCUGGAUGCUGAGGAUGGAGAAACGGAAGAGGAGGGACAUGAGAGAGAGGACACGCUUGUGCCGGAGAUUGUUAUUGAUGACGAGGCACAGCGGGCGUUAGCAGCGAGAGGGAGGAAGGGUUCGGUGAGCGCUACGGCAACUUAG